GAGAAGAGGGAGAGAGGCAUGAUGACAAGCACACAUGCCAUUCUCAAGCCCAUGCAUGAGGGAGGAAUGGGUGGGGAUGAUGAGUGAUGAAUGAUGAUGAUGAUGGGCUUCCUUAGUUCUUAACAAAAAUUUCUCCUUUCUGGUUGGUGUGUUGUUGUAGUAGUUUCUCUGAUUUUUUCCCUUGAUUAUCUGACCAGCAAUACCUCUUCUCUCUCUCUCUCUCUCUCUCUCUUUUCAGCAGUCAUUGAUACACCUCGUCCUUCUGCUUCACGCCGCACCUCCACCAACAACGCUCCUCACUCCUUUCGCAUUCCCCCUUUAAUUUUACUCGAAAAACCAAGAGAACCCAUCUUUUUGUUCUCCCCCGUUCUUGCUUUUAUCACUGAGACUCCCGGGCUUCGCUCUUGUGUGUGUUGGAGCUCGACUCUCUUGGUUUUCUUGUGAUGGAAUUUUAGAUGGAAUCGUCUCCUACGUCUGCCCGUUUCCCGUGACUGGUACGUGGGGGUGAUCGAGCCUCGGUGCGUCUCGCAAUCGGCGGGAGUUGUUUCCCCUGUUUCUGCAUUGUUGUUGUUCGUGCGUCUUUUUGGCCGUUCGCUUGUCCUUCGAACCCUGUUCUUCGUCUCCCGUUGUCUUGUGCAUUGCGAGGAUCGUUGUCCUCUCAUCUGAUCAUGGAUAUUCUUUUCUGGGUUUUAGCGAAAUUGACCCUUUUCGCGUAAUGUCUGUUCAGGUUCUUAUUGAGGAGUGCAUUUGGCAGUGGAGAUUGUCCCUGUUUGCCAGAGAGGAUUUUGGCUAUUCAGCAAAUGACAGGAAACAGAAAGGGACUAGAUAUUGACGAUUUUGAGAAGCUUCUCUGUGAAAUACCCAAUGGUACUUCUGGAUUUCGACAGCCUGAGGAUACUGGACUUGAAAGGGUGUCUUUGGGCGAUUCGAUGUCUCCUAUCUUGGUUGAGUCUAGCAAAGGGCCUCGCAGUGAGAAUUUUCCAAACAAUGGCGGUUUGCCCGGGAGAAAAACAUCAGCUGAUCAAGUUGACAAGAACCCUCAAGUGAAUGAAAUAAGACUGCCUGAUGAACAAUCUGUUGCUUUUGCAUUUGCAGAUUUGAAUUUAGAGAAUGGUUUGGCUGGGGAAGCUGUGUGUAUUCCUUCAGCUAAUGGUAUGCCUAUGCAUAGUAAUGCCUUUUUAUUGGAAAGCCAAUAUUGCAACAACUUAAAGAUUCAUAAUCUAGCUGCACAUUCACAAUGGAACACUGUCUAUCCUUUUCAGACAAGAAUUAGUGCUCCCUCUGGUUUUGAUGACUUCUCUGGGACCCAAAUUGGCCAAGGGUGUCUGGAUUUGAGUAAAUUUGAUUCUCAAGGUCUAAAAAAGUGGCAAGUUAGUGGUUUUCAGUCGGUUGGUAACUCCAAUGCUUCAUCAACGGCAGCAACUAAUGGGGUCCAUUUGCUGCACAAUCUACAUGUUCCUGCUGUAGAAUUUCCCGUAAGCUCUAACCAGAAGCAAUGCAUCAGUGCACUAUCCCCGCUUCCUUACUUUCAUAGACAACAUAGGAACGAGUGCCCAAUUCUUUGGAGGAACACAGAGGAGGAAAACUCUCACUUAAUGUGGAAGCAAAACCUUAAUGUCCAGCAGAAUGGUGACUGUCAGUUGGAAGAUGAACUUCCGGUCCAAGUGAGUGCAAAUUAUGUGAACGGGAUACUGCAUGAAAAUCAAAGGAUGCAGCACAACCAGGUGUCAGGAUCUCACCAAUUUGGACAAUUUGAGCAAGGAAAAUUCUUGAACAAUUAUGUGAAUGCAAGGUGCCUGAAGCAAGCAAAUUUUGGGCUUUCCCCCACAGAUGUUCGCAAUGUGCAAGUUUUGGACAGAAAAUUGCAAGGGAAUUCUGCCAGAAAGAAUCUAACUAGACCGCACGACUUGAAUUCACCAAGAAUUUUGAAGUUUGGUUCAGGAAAUGAAGCACUUAACCAUUUUACUGAAAAUGGAAGUCACACCUUAAAUGGCCUACACCACUGCUGCCUAUGGAAUCCGACUGCUAGAUGCUUUAUGGCAGAUGAUUCUCACUCAUGGUUCUUAUCUAACGACGCAACAUAUUUUAAAAGUUGUGACCCUAGGUUGCUAUAUCAGAAGACUAAAACUGUGGAUGAAGUCAGAGGUAGAAUUCCUCUCAUGGCUAGGGACCAACAUGGUUGCCGCUUAUUACAAAAGAAGAUAACAGAGGGGCCCCAGGAGGCUGUUGACAAGAUCUUUCUUGAGGUCAUUGACUGCAUAGUUGAGCUAAUGACAGAUCCUUUCGGGAAUUACUUAGUGCAGAAGCUUUUGGAAGUUUGUCGUGAAGAUCAGCGAACACGGAUGCUUCAAGAGAUCACUAGGAAACCAGGGGAUCUAGUUCGCAUCUCAUGUGAUAUGCACGGGACCCGAGCUGUUCAAAAAGUCAUCGAGACCCUCAGAACUCCAGAGCAUAUUUCAAUUGUGGUUAAUUCUCUGAAGCCAUGUAUAGUGACACUGAUGAAAAACAUGAACGGCAAUCAUGUUGCCCAGCGCUGCUUGCAGUUUUUGAUGCCUGCUUACACUCAGUUCCUUUUUGAAGCUGCAGCUGCUAAUUGCGUUGAACUAGCAACGGAUCGCCAUGGCUGCUGUGUGCUUCAGAAAUGCCUUAGUCAUUCUGUCGGGGAGCAUAGGAAACAUCUGAUCUCUGAUAUAGUUUCAAAUUCGCUAAUACUUUCCCAGGAUCAAUUUGGGAACUAUGUUGUGCAAUACAUCUUUGAGCUUCAAGUCUCCCAGGUAGUAAAAAUUAUUGAUCAGUUGGAAGGCAGAUAUGGGGACUUAUCAAUGCAAAAAUAUAGCAGUAAUGUUGUCGAGAAGUGUCUGAAACAUUCUAUUGGGGAAGGUCCAAGACGUGUAAUCCAGGAGCUUAUUGAUGAUCCUAGGUUUGAUCAAAUCAUGCAAGAUGCUUAUGGCAAUUAUGUCAUCCAAGCUGCAUUGAACAUCUCAGAGGGAGAUCUUGAAGAUGCACUAGUGGAGGCAAUAAGACCCCAUAUUCCCGUGCUGCGAACCAGUCCAUAUGGAAAGAAAGUUCUCUCAUCAAGCAACCGUCUAAAGAAGCUGUAUCUAUAGAGAAAAGAGUCUUGGACUCCUCUGCAGCCUCUGUCUUCAUCGUGGGGUUGGUGCCACUAAGGCUUUGAUCACUUAAGAGUGUAAUUAUUAUAUAUUGCAAAAGCAUGCGGAGGAAAGCUUCGAGAUCCCGAAGUCCAGAUAUGAGGGCAAUCUCAAAUAAAUCGCAUGAACAAAAGAAGUUCAUUUUGGUUAUUUUGAUGCUUUGCUUGUUGUUGAGCUAGUUGGAAGUUUUGCAUGACCUACACUGCAGAGAGAAGAAUCUUGCGUGAUAUUUUCUGCAUAUGCCAAGAUCGGCAAUUUUUGUUGUUGCAUAGAAUAAACGGAGCUGUUAAGGUGUAGAGAAAGAGAGGGGUUCUGAGUUUAUGCUAACAUUGUGCUCAGGGGUCAUUGUCUGGUUAUCUAUCUUGAUGUACAUCUCCUUUUUAUGGACCUGUACUGUAUGCCUUGCUAUUUAAUGGUUUAUCUAUGGUAAUGUUAGCCCUCCUGGCCUAAUUAUAUCUUGA
Syzygium oleosum is the source of this 3610-nucleotide messenger RNA. Its product is annotated as pumilio homolog 12-like. NCBI's taxonomy places the organism in Eukaryota, Viridiplantae, Streptophyta, Magnoliopsida, Myrtales, Myrtaceae. Gene Ontology annotation, biological process: post-transcriptional regulation of gene expression. Gene Ontology annotation, molecular function: mRNA binding. The transcript is spliced from 7 exons. The coding region runs from base 801 to 3107 and encodes 768 amino acids. The record is from RefSeq and is a predicted model, not a curated record. Gene Ontology annotation, cellular component: cytoplasm.